Messenger RNA from Erigeron canadensis, 1083 nucleotides. Its product is annotated as transcription factor CYCLOIDEA-like. Gene Ontology annotation, molecular function: DNA-binding transcription factor activity; sequence-specific DNA binding. The transcript has 2 exons. The coding region runs from base 1 to 1083 and encodes 360 amino acids. Gene Ontology annotation, biological process: regulation of secondary shoot formation. Lineage: Eukaryota; Viridiplantae; Streptophyta; Magnoliopsida; Asterales; Asteraceae. The record is from RefSeq and is a predicted model, not a curated record. Gene Ontology annotation, cellular component: nucleus.
AUGUACCCUCCUAACAACAAUGGCAAUAUCUCUUCCACUAGUAGUACUAAUUACAAUAAUAUCAAUAAUAAUCCAUUUUCUUCCUCAUCAUCACAAUUAAUUUAUUCCCCUCAUCACAUGAUUUCCAUAGAAGAUGGAACUUUUUUCAAUAAUGAGCAGCUUCUGGGACAAGAUAAUAAUAAUCUCUUAUCAUAUGCUCAUAACAAUGUUGUAGUUCAUGAAAAUGUAGGAAAAUGUGGCAACAAUAAUAAUAUUGGUGUUGGCUUCAAUUAUAAGCCAGUAGAAACUACUAGGCGCACUACAAAUAAAAAGAGAUCAUCAUCGGUAUCUAAUAAUAAAGAUCGACACAGCAAGAUUAUGACGGCUAGAGGACCAAGGGACAGAAGGAUGAGAUUGUCUCUUGAUGUUGCCAAGAAGUUCUUUAAGUUGCAAGACAUCCUUGGAUUCGACAAAGCAAGCGAGACUAUUGAUUGGCUCUUCAUGAACUCAAAAUCCGACAUUCAACAACUCCUAAUUAGUCAUCAUCAUGAAUCCAGCUUUUCGGGGCUCUCAAAUAGUGCAUCUUCAACUUCAAAUUGUGAAUUACUACUUGUGACUAAUAAUAAUAAUAAUAUUAAUGGUGACGACGACGAACAAAAGGCAAAGUCGUCGUCUUGUGGUAGCAUUAGCAACCUGAUGAAUAAAGAGAAGAAAAGGGGUAACAAGACUAGAAAGAGUUCAUAUCUUUUUCGGCCACUUGCUAAAGAAACAAGAGAAAUGGCUAGAAAAAGAGCAAGAGAUAGGACUGUGGAAAAGACUACUAGUAAACUUAUUGCAGUUGAUCAGUUAAUUUCAAACAUUAGACCAUGUUUGGAUCUACCAAUAAAUAAUCAAGACGUCGUUAAUCAUUAUAUGAAUAUAAACCAAUAUUCAUCCCAUUUCCAAUUAAUUCAACAAGGAUACAUUGGUGAUAAUUCUUCUUCAUCGAUGGCAGACAACUGGAAUCCGUCUAAUCAUUUCUUGAUCAAUAAUCAACCUGAUGGAGGAGGAGGAGUACUUAUUCCUCAUGAGAGGCUUGGUGGUUUAUGGGGAGACAACAAUUAG